GUAGCUGUCGAAGGCGGCAAUGCCACCCGCGAGGCGAUGCGCGUCCAGUAGUCCGCACUGUGGUCUGUCUCCUUCAUUCGUUUUAAACGCAGCGCGCUGUUCCGGACUAACCCAUUACAUCGACCGCAUGAAGCCCGCACGUCUUCUGUUUGAUCUUACCUCGCCGGCUUCGAGUCUUCGAAUUACCCUUACCUUUUAGGCACGGGGGUUUAUCUUCUCACUUUUCGACCUUCAAAUAUAAUUUAGAUGUUUAACUCCUACUUGAAUAUUCUUGACUCGCCGCCUCUAUAGGGAACAAACUUAUUUUUCCAGCUAAGAGAAAGAUGCAUGUAUGGAGGAUCCAAGUUUCCCUCUGGUUCCUGCUCUACAUCAAUUUUCUGCCAGUGUGUUGGUGCGCUCAGGGGAAGUACGCGCAGAAGCUGCUCACCGAUUUGUUCUCCAACUACACCAACGCCCUGCGGCCUGUGCAGGACACGGACAACAUCAUGAACGUCACCCUGCAGAUCACCCUCUCGCAGAUCAUCGACAUGGACGAGCGUAACCAGAUCCUCACCUCCUACCUGUGGAUCCGCCAGGUGUGGAUCGAUGCCUUCCUCACCUGGGACAAAAAUGACUAUGAUGGGCUCGAUACCAUCCGCAUACCUAGUAGUUAUGUAUGGAAACCUGAUAUUGUCCUAUAUAACAACGCGGACGACCAGUUCUCGGGCUCCAUGGCGACCAACGUGGUGAUCCGCCACGACGGGCAGAUCAUGUGGGACUCGCCGGCCAUCACCAAGAGCUCCUGCAAGGUGGACGUGUCCUUCUUCCCCUUCGACGCCCAGCAGUGCCGGCUGACCUUUGGCUCCUGGACGCACAACGGCAACCAGAUGGACAUACACAACGCGCUGGACAGCGCCGACCUGGCCGACUUCGUGGAGAACGUGGAGUGGGAGGUGCUGGGCAUGCCGGCCAAGAAGAACGUGAUCCUUUACGGCUGCUGCUCGGACCCGUACCCGGACAUCACCUACACGCUGCACCUGAAGAGGAAGGCCUCCUUCUACAUCUUCAACCUGCUCAUCCCCUGCAUGAUGAUCUCCUUCCUGGCGCCGCUGGGCUUCUACCUGCCGGCCGACUCCGGGGAGAAGGUGUCCCUGGGCGUGACGGUGCUCCUGGCCCUCACCGUCUUCCAGCUGCUGGUGGCCGAGAGCAUGCCGCCUUCCGAGAACGUCCCGCUGAUUGGGAAGUACUACAUCGCCACCAUGACCAUGAUAACGGCCUCCACAGCGCUGACCAUCUUCAUCAUGAACAUCCACUACUGCGGCCCGGAGGCCAAGCCGGUGCCCGAGUGGGCCCGCAAGUUCAUCCUGCACUACCUGGCCCGCGUCUGCUUCGUCUACGAGGUGGGCGAGAACUGCAUGAGCGUCCUGCCCGAGCGGGUCGACCCGCAGGCCCCGCGGGGGGGCGCCAACUGGGCCGCCAACGGCCGCGCCCCCAGGGAGGACCCGGGCAGGACGGAGGCGCCGGCGCCGACGGAGAAGGAGGACGCGGAGCGAGACGCCGCCAGUCCGCCGGGGAACAACACUGCCCCCUUCUGGCGGGAGGGGGUACACGCCGGCUCGGACCACGGGGUGGCAGGGGGAGCGGCUGGAGGUGGAGGUGGAGGUGGAGGAGGAGGAGGGACAGGGCGCGAGGUCUGCAAGGCCCAGUGCGUAUGCCACCACCAGCUGCUCCUGAGGCACCUGGAGUACAUCGCCAACUGCUACCGCGACCAGAGGACCACGCAGAAGCGCACGGGCGAGUGGAGGAAGGUGGCCAAGGUCAUGGACCGCUUCUUCAUGUGGAUCUUCUUCAUCAUGGUCUUCCUCAUGAGCCUGCUGAUUAUGGGCAAAGCCAUCUGAGGUGAGAGACAGAAAGAGAGGGAGGGAUGGAGAGAGAGAGAGAUGGAAAGAGAGGGAGCUGGAAAUAAAGAGAGAUGGAGAGGGAGAUGAGAG
Messenger RNA from Anguilla anguilla (European eel), 1970 nucleotides. RefSeq names its product neuronal acetylcholine receptor subunit alpha-10-like. Gene Ontology annotation, molecular function: acetylcholine-gated monoatomic cation-selective channel activity; transmembrane signaling receptor activity. The record is from RefSeq and is a predicted model, not a curated record. Lineage: Eukaryota; Metazoa; Chordata; Actinopteri; Anguilliformes; Anguillidae. Gene Ontology annotation, biological process: monoatomic ion transmembrane transport; signal transduction; regulation of membrane potential. Gene Ontology annotation, cellular component: neuron projection; synapse; postsynaptic membrane.